UUGUUGUCUCAGUAUUACUGUGCCAAUCCCUUUUCCUUGACAAAUUUUAAAAAUUAGUCGGAGGCAAAAAUCGCGUCAUUCCAAAAUCCUUCAGGGAUCGCUCUGUUCAUUUUCCGGACUACUCACAAUCCAGUAAUAGCCAACCCCACUCCUUCGAUACCAUCACAAGCCAUGGCCCAUGGCUCCUAACGCCGCUCCACCAGGUGCCGCCUUGCCCCCGAACAAGACGAAAAAGAGAAAAGAUCUGCAUUCGACCCGGAGCAAGAAGAAAAAGGCUCGUACGGCGUUCCAAGCACCUGCACUCCAAGACGAAGACGGCCUCUACAUACCUGUCUUGACCGACGUUGCCAAAUUGAUCCAAGUGGAUUUGUUCCUGGGCAACCGUGUGUGUGUUGUGCAUGCCUUGCAGCGUUUGAAUGAUCUCUUUCCUUUUGAGGAGCACAGGAAGACUGGCCUGGACAUGGGCGCUCCCAAUACGCUGGUUGCAUCAAUGUUCAAGUUUCCUGAUAACGAGGACAUCCAGACUGCCGCAUUGGGUUGCGUUGUGGAUUUGUCGUUUGAUGAAGGACAUGAUCAAGCAAAGACAUUUGUGGAUCUUGGAGCGGCGGAGGCAACCGUGAAUGCCAUGCUGAACUUUUCCAACUCCAACUCACAGGAACUCAUCAGACGUGGCAUGGGGGUUCUCUUGAACCCUGUGCGGUUUGCGACCCGGAGCAAGAAGAAAAAGGCUCGUGCGGCGUUCCGAGCACCGGCGCCUGUAGUCCAAGACCGUCACGGGCUCUACGUACCAGACUUGUCUGGCCUUGCAGAAAACAUCCGAAAUAUGUUCCUGGGCAACUGUGUGUGUGUUUUGCAUGCCGUGAAGCAUAUGAUUUGUGUGAUUGGCAGCAAGCAAAAGCAAGCCAUUACACGCAUCACACAUCGGUUUGUCGCGGAUAUGCAAGGCAUCAAGAUGAUUGUCACGGCCAUGGGCAGGUUUAGUCCCGAUCCCAACCUGUGUGAUAGCGCUUGCAGGAUCCUUUGCAACAUUGCAAAGUCCAAGUGUUUCUACCCCGACCUCGAGAAAGAAGGGGCCCUCGAGGCAGUGGAAACAGCGGCGCAGAAGAAUCCCCACCAUGAGGACAUCCAGGAGUGGAAAAACGAUUUGGCGAAGAAGCUUCGAUCUCCCAAGAAGCGCUCAGCCAAGAAGCGCUCAGACAAGAAACGAUCGGCCAAAAAACAAAGGUUGGCGUAGCUGUUGGCGUUGAAGAGUGACAAAGAAGACGUUGAAGAAGAUUGGUAUCAAAAGUGACUCUUGAGAGUUAGGCUCCUCAUUGUGUUGGAUACCUAGCAUGGCGUAUCUGUUGUCGCUGUGCUGUGCUCCGUCGGACGUUGGACACCACCAUGGCGCUGCUCCAUUGUAUUUAUUUGUUGCUGCUCCAUGCUCCAUGCUCCAUUAUUUUUCAUUUUUCGAUUUUGUCUUUUUUGAAUCGAAUCGGAAGCAUGACUGAGUCAAUCCUAACUUUACGUGAAAAGUAUAUUCAUUUUUACGUAAAUAGUGACAAAAAUUUAUACUUAUACCCUUCGAAUAGCCCUACUAGCCAUUAGAUACCAU
Molecule: messenger RNA, 1594 nt
Organism: Seminavis robusta
Lineage: Eukaryota; Bacillariophyta; Bacillariophyceae; Naviculales; Naviculaceae
Source: the annotation of a GenBank genome assembly